Molecule: messenger RNA, 1740 nt
Organism: Stylonychia lemnae
Lineage: Eukaryota; Ciliophora; Spirotrichea; Sporadotrichida; Oxytrichidae
Source: the annotation of a GenBank genome assembly
AUGGCAAUACUUUCACAUUCCACCAGGUAUAUUUAAAUCUUCAUAUUUACUAAACUAGACAGAGAAUGCCCUGGAUUUCAAUUUGUGAUACCAGUUUAAGACCUUACUACAAAUGGGUCGAAAGAGGAAUAUACAGUAAACUUGAUAGAUUAUGAUAUAAAAAUUACCUAUAACAUCUAGACUCAUAUUUAAACACUGCACUAAAAAAAAGUUAAGUCCUACAAUUUUCAAGAAAAUCUUGAACUAUUCAACGAACUAAUCUCUCAUCAAAAGAAUUUUGUCUAUUCAUUGUAUAUGGCUGUAAGAGAACUAUAGCGAGAAGAUUACAGCAUUUAAAUCACCUAUAUGAGCUACUAAAAAGUGAUCUUAUUGAUCAACAAUACUUUGAAAAUGUCAUUCUUGCUGAAUUUCUCAAGAACUGAAAUGACAAAGAUCCUAAUAACACCUUCGAUAGCUUCUCUUAAUUGCUUCUUAGCUUCUAAAUUUAUGAAAGCAUUGUAAUAUGAAGACGUAAAAAUAAUCAAAUAGAUCUUUACAAUAUACCUUUAUGAAUUCAUUCAAAGCUAUAAAGUAUUUCAAAUGAUCUUUGAGUUAUAGAAUACUUUAGAUUCUCUGAGAAAAGGUCCCUAAGUUGAUAAUAUAGCUUAUACUUUUGACUUUUAAUAAACUUAAUUUCAUAACUAACUCACAGAUACAAUGGAUACCUCAUUCGAAUAGUAAAAUUAACUUGCUGAUUAUAAGAAAGAGCUUAUUAUGAUCGUGAAUUAUAGAAAAUUUUAUUAGGUAGCAUUCAAGAUUGAUAAAGUAAACAAAAAACUUUGUAUUGCAGAUUAUGCGAAGCAGACUUAUUAUUAUCCUGAUGAUCAUAAGUUACUUUUAUUUAUUCCUCAUGGAUCUGGGUUAGCUGCAUGCUUGUAAGAACUUAUUGAUAAGAAACUCUAAUUAACUACAAAUGACUUUAUAGUAUUUGGCGAAAGAUAUGGAUUAAAUGAGGAGAAAACCGAAUUUCUCUUCAAUGUCUCUUUAGACCAUAUGGAAAUAGUUCAAUUGAUUUGCGAGACUGUUUUUGACUAUAUUGGAUGCAUUUAUUUGAUGAUUAAGGUAAAGCAAAUACUUCAGUUGAAGCAUAUGAAAAAAUUAGAGAGCAUUAACAAAGUUGAAGCUAAAUUCCUUAUAGUUGAGGAGCCUAAAUAUACAGGGAGAAUAUGUACAGUUAUCUAAAAUUAUCAAUUCAAAUUAAAGCUAAUGCUAGAAUCAAGCAAUGAAUUAAUAAACAAUUUAGUUGAGCAGUAUUUCCACAUCAAGCUUUAAAGAUGCUUCUAUAAUUACAAAGCACUCAAAGGUAUGGCAGGAAUCUUACUGACUAAGAUAUUUACACAUAUAUAUGUUUAUGAGUUAAUGUACUUUGAAAUAAACAGAGAUCAAGGUAGGCCUUUCCUCACAAAUCAUUCCUAACAAGCAGAGCUUGACUAAUUAGUUCCUAGAAAGAAGUUGGAUAUUGAGAUAGCUCUUGAAAAUAUAGAUUUUUAAAAUGGAAGAGAAUUUGUGAUUAAGUUCAUCGACCCUAGAACUAAGAAAUAUAAAUUCAUUAAGUUUGUAGAAACUACUAAUGAAGGAGUAUUUAGUCCAGAGAAUUUCCAAAAUCCUGACUACAAUAGAUAUAUAUAAUAGCAACAGACGAAAAAAUUUUUGCAAAGAAUAUGUUUCUUAAUGACAAUUGAACUUGAUGAGUUAUACUGA